UAUUGGUCCUAGUGUAGGUCCGAGUGUAAGUACUAUUAUUGGUCCUAGUGUAGGUCCGAGUGUAAGUACUAGUGUUGGUCCUAGAGCAGGUCCGAGUGUAAGUCCUAGUAUUGGUCCAAGUUUAGGUCCUAGUGUAAGUACUAGUAUUGGUCCUAGUGCAGGUCCGAGUGUAAGUACUAGUAUUGGUCCCAGUGUAGGUCCGAGUGUACGUCCUAGUGUUGCUCCUAGUGUAGGUCCGAGUGUAAGCCCUAGUAUUGGUCCUAUUGCAGGUCCUAGUGUAAGUGCUAGUAUUGGUCCUAGUCUAGGUCCGAGUGUAAGCCCUAGUAUUGGUCCUAUUGCAGGUCCUAGUGUAAGUACUAGUGGUGCUCCUAGUGUAGGUCCUAGUGUUUUCUGA
Molecule: messenger RNA, 394 nt
Organism: Candidula unifasciata
Lineage: Eukaryota; Metazoa; Mollusca; Gastropoda; Stylommatophora; Geomitridae
Source: the annotation of a GenBank genome assembly